AUGGCGGGCUUGGCAGGACUGCGAAGUCGUGCUGCUGCCUCGAAAGUCAUAUUUUCUGGUAUUCAGCCAACUGGCGUGCCGCAUUUGGGCAAUUACGCGGGAGCCCUGCGCCAGUGGGUAUCUCUGCAAAACGAGGAACCAGUCACCACCAGUCUCAUUUAUUCAGUUGUUGAUCUCCAUGCCAUCACCACGGCACAACCUCGAGAAAGUUUGAAACAAUGGAGAACAGAGGCACUGGCGUCAUUGCUGGCUAUAGGCCUGGACCCUGACCGGUGCACCAUCUUCCACCAGUCCUCUGUGCCUGCACAUGCAGAGCUCAUGUGGAUCCUCAGCUGUACAGCAUCUGUCGGGUAUCUAUCACGCAUGACCCAAUGGAAGUCGAAGCUCAAUCUGGCAGAGUCCUCGAGCAUUGAGGAAAAGAAAGUAGGCGGCCAGCUCAAACUGGGUCUCUUCUCGUACCCCGUCCUGCAGGCAGCUGAUAUACUGGUCCAUCGGGCAACACAUGUGCCGGUUGGGCAAGACCAACAACAACAUCUAGAAUUUGCCCGCGAAUGCGUGACAAAUUUCAAUUCUGCCUAUGGCAAACAUCUUGUAGCGCCAGUUACCCUCUGUGCUCCAAUCUCACGCGUCAUGUCCCUCACUGACCCGACCGCAAAAAUGUCCAAGUCGCACAAGGCUGAGCGAUCUCGUAUCCUCUUGACCGAUGGGCCGGAUCAGAUUCGGAAAAAAAUCGCCUCUGCACUUACGGACUCGCAAGCAGGCAUUGCGUACGAUCCUGCCAACAGACCAGGAAUUUCUAACCUACUGGACAUAUUGUCGAUUUUCGACACCAGAACGAGGUCUUCAUCCGAGCUCGCCUCAGACUACUCCGACCUUUCUGCCAGACAGCUGAAGGACAUGGUUUCAGAUGUUGUCAUAACUGGGCUGGCUGGCUUCCGCCAGCGAUAUCAGGAACUGCUGGGCUCGCGCCGUGAUUUUCUCGACAAGGUAGAAGCUGAUGGAGCAGCCAAAGCCAGGCGGAGCGCUGCGGAAACGAUGAGCAAAGUUAGGGAAGCUAUAGGUCUUGCUGGUGCAUCCUGAGCCGAGGCAUCGAGGUUCUGCGGCCAGGGACUGUGCGACAGUAGACAUGGCGCGGGACAAUUCCAGAUCCCCGAACGGAAGCGAUAAAAGCAGAUCAAGAAGCAUACGCAAAGCUGGACCCUCGCGCUGCGAG
Emericellopsis atlantica is the source of this 1213-nucleotide messenger RNA. Its product is annotated as tryptophanyl-tRNA synthetase. Gene Ontology annotation, cellular component: mitochondrial matrix; mitochondrion. Gene Ontology annotation, biological process: mitochondrial tryptophanyl-tRNA aminoacylation. The transcript has 5 exons. NCBI's taxonomy places the organism in Eukaryota, Fungi, Ascomycota, Sordariomycetes, Hypocreales, Bionectriaceae. Bases 1 to 1080 code for a protein of 359 amino acids. Gene Ontology annotation, molecular function: tryptophan-tRNA ligase activity; ATP binding. The record is from RefSeq and is a predicted model, not a curated record.